Messenger RNA from Spirodela intermedia, 189 nucleotides. The record is from the annotation of a GenBank genome assembly. Lineage: Eukaryota; Viridiplantae; Streptophyta; Magnoliopsida; Alismatales; Araceae.
AUGUGCUGCUGCUGCUCGGCCAAGGCGUGCUGCGUCUGCUUCCUUCUGGUCCUGGUGGUGCUACUGAUCGGCUUCGUCUUCGGGUUCGGAAUCUUCGCCCAUGGGUUCCACAAGAUCCAGAACAGCCUUCACGUCGCCGAUCCAGCCAGCAGACCCUUUCUCGGCUUCCCCCCGCCCCCUCCAUUCUAG